Messenger RNA from Cinara cedri, 23546 nucleotides. The record is from the annotation of a GenBank genome assembly. NCBI's taxonomy places the organism in Eukaryota, Metazoa, Arthropoda, Insecta, Hemiptera, Aphididae.
AGUCAAAAAAAUUGGUAUUAUAAUAAAUCGGAGUCACAUUGCUUAUAGAAAAGUUAUUCACAGGAAAAAAGGCUGUAAUAUAUUUUAAUCAAUACUUAACAAUACCUAACCUAUCUAUAUUUCUUAUAUUUUUCGUUUUAACCUCAGGUUUUUUGGGAGGUAUUCACAUUUGUUGAGUAAAUUCUUGAAAAAAUCAAAAACUGAUUUCUCUAAAGGAGGUACUUUCUAGUCAGUAAAUCUGACUGUAAAGGUACCAGGUCAAAUUUACUUACAGAAAAAGUGCUAUCAAUGUAAAUUGGUGCAAAAUUGCUGAUAAAAAAGUUGUGCUCAGAAAAAAAAUCUUAUUAUUUUAGUUAAAUUUCUUUUUACAUUUUUUUCCUUUUUUUUUUUUUCGAUUUUUCACAUUUAAUACAAAAACUUUUUUAAAUUGUAGCAAGAUUUCUGGUAGAAAGUUGUGAUAGUUGGCAGGUAAAAAAAAAAAAAUAACAUCUUAGUAAAACCAUAAGCUUCGCUCCACUCAGAAUCUAACAGUUAAAAUAUUAAAAGGUACAAAACAUUAAUUUUAUUUUUAGCAAUUCAUAGAAUUUUUAUUAAUCUGACAAGAUAGUAAAAAUAAAAAAAAAAUAUAAAAUAAUAUUAAAAAUCACUUUUCUGACAAUGAAAAAGGUUUUCUUUUUGUUUUAUAUAUAACAAACAUAUAAAAUAUAAUAAGACCUAAAAUAAUUUUAAUAAAAAUGACAGCUGAGGUUUAAAUUACCAUUUCUGUAAUGUUAACACUUACAAAACAAAUAAAAAUAUAUUAAUUUUUAAGUUCACUGUGAAACAUUAAAUGUCAUUCAAAUUUUGAUAUCUUAGAUUGGACUGAUAUUUUUUUAUACUGCAAUAACAAAUUAAAUGAACUCAACGAUGAUGAAUUUCAAUUGUAACUUUAAAGGUAAAUACCACCAAUGUGAAUUUGUAUCCACUAACUUGGCAAUAAGAUCUGAUACAUUAAAACACACGGCCUAAAUAUGUAAAAUCAGGACUUGGGUUUAAUCCUUGAGAAAGUUCCAUAAAACCCAUUUUUGUAUAAAACUCCACUGUUUGACGAUCUUUUGUUCUUAAAGGUACAUGAACGCCAAAUGAACCUAUGGACAAAUUAAUCUAAUUAAUCUAAUAUUUAUACUGAAAAUUAAAUUAAAAUCAAAUAAGUAAAUAUAAAUAAUAAAACGAGAUAUUAAUAUGCAUACCAUUAGCUCUCAAUGCAGCUAGAAGGCAAAUAAUAAGCCGUUUACAAAUUGAUGCAUCAUUAUUUACAGGCAAUGUAGCACAUGUCAUAACAGAUUGAUGUUGAGAAAGAGCAUUAGAAUCUGGCAGUUCUCCAUUCAUAUCAAACAAAUGAAACCAACUGAUAAUUUCCUAAGAAAUAAAUUCAUAAAAUUAUGAUUAUAAUUAACACAAUAAAAUUAAAAUAAAUUUAACUAAAAAGUGAACAAGGGUUUGAGGGUAGCAUAACGAUUGAAACAAAACAUAGGGGCAUUCUGAGAAAGUUAAUAGAAAGAUGAGGAAUGUAAAUGGAACAAACAAAACACUUAAAUUUAAAAUUGUUCAAAAUAAUGUUUGUCUACUACAAUUAAAUGAGUAAUGAAAGGAUUAAAUAAAUAAGUACACAAACUGGUCUAAUUUCAAACACUUAACGAUUUUUAAAAAAAAAAAAAAAAAUAAUAAUAAUAAUAAUAAUAAUAAUAAUAAUUGAAAACUACUCUUUUAAUUUUUGUUUGAGCAAAAAUAUAAAUAUAGACAUUAAAAAUUUGAUUUUUUAAUCAUUUCAUUUUUUGUAAAUUGAAAUAUAAAUAAAUAUUUUAUCCCAUUUGAAAGAAAAAAAUGUUUUUACAGUUUGCACAAGACAUGGAAUCUAUUAAUAUAGAUGCAAUUAUGGCAAUUUUACCAAAGAUACAAUACAAUAAUAGGCUAGGAUAUUCUUUUACAAAAUGUUGCACCAUAGUUUAAUAAAUAUUUCACAUAUCAAAAACAAUUAUUUAAGUAGAUAUAUGAACACGACUUUAUAAUGAAUAAAUAUUUUAAUGACACCAAAAUUUAAAUAUAAUUAAUAAAAUAAAAUAAUAAAAAAUAUAAAUUGUCCAAAAUUAGACUUCUUUCACUUCCACUACUACUUUCAAUAAUAUAUGUUAAUAUUAUUAUUAUAAUUGGUAACCAAUAUUUUUAAUACAGCCAAGUAUGUCUGUUGGAACAGAUUUUGUAUCAGAACUUAAGAGCUAUCUGAUUAACAUGGAUACAAUGUAGCAAAUUACCAAUUAUACAAAAAAUAUUCUAUUUGAAGUUAAUUAGUUAAGACUAUCUAUAAUUUUUUAGUAGCUAAAUCAACAGGUAACAAAUUAUUAUAAAUAAAGUCAUAAAUUCAAGAUCACUAAAAACUACAACCAUGAUAUAUUAUUGAACUUCAAUGUUAAUGUGAAAAUUAUCUAAAAAAUCCAGUAAUUAAGACAGCUUGUUUAUUGUUUGCUAUGUUUAUUUACAUGGUACAGCUACCCAAUAAUAUUAAACAUAGAUCUGUAUUUCAUUUUUAAUCUUAUACAAUAUGAAUCUAAACUUACUUGUGAAACUGACUGCAUUUCACCACUAGUAUUAUCUGGCAAUGGAUAUUUAGAACACAUCUCAGGGAGCCAAGAAACUUGUAAUUUUUGAUAAAAUUCUUUUGCAUUUAACGCAGCUAAUGCAUAGCCAAUAACAGUACCAUUGUCUUCUAUGACAAAACAGAGUUCUGGACUAAAUGUCAAAUAUGAGCCAACCAGUCUGAAAAAGUAAUAAUUUAUUUAAAAUAAUAUUUAAAUUUAUAUUUAAUAGAAUUUUACCUAUCAGGUAUUAAGUCAGGGAGAUCAGAUUUUUUCACACUAUCAUCAACACCUGUAUAACAAGUACACCUACAAAUAUUGUAUACUGCAGAUUCGUCUUCAUAAGUGUAUGGCCGUACAUUAUACAUUUUAUUUGUAGGUAUAUCUGGAGGUUUGUAUACAAAUAGAUCAGAUCCUGCAUCAACGGGCAUUAACCUCUAGUAAAAAAAAAAUGAAAAAAAUGAUUAUAUAUUUUAAUUUUAAUUAUAUUAUAAUUAUUAUAUGUAUUUUUUUUAUCACAAGAACUUUGUCAUAUUUUCAGUUGUAUAUACUACUUAUCAGUAGAUACAACAAUAUACCUAAAAAUAAUUUUUAUUAAGUUACAAAAUAUAGUUUGACUUACUUGUAAAUCAGCAACUAAACCACCUCUGAACACCCAAGGUUCUUGGUCACCACUCAUAAAACUUUCUUUCCAUCCUUUUGAAAACCCUAAAAUUUAAAAAUGUAUUAUAUUAAUAUUUAUGACAACUAUUAUCACUAGAACAACAAUAUAAUGAAUACACAUAUUAAAAAUUGAUUUAUUAAUAAUUAAGAAUAAAAUAAGUUUAUCUGUUCAAAAAUAGAUCGCCUAAAAGAUUAAAAAUAAUUAGAAAGCCCAAUCUGGAUCAAUACAAGCCAACAACCAUAAAAAUAUACGGUUGAAAAUCAUUUGAAAACUUAAUAAAGCAAAGGUAUAUAUUUUGACAAUAAAAUUGAAAUAACAUGUUAAAAGCAAUAUUCAGUCAAAUAUUUUUAGGCGAUCUAGAUAAGAAAAUGAUCAAUAAUAGAAAGGCUAAAAUAUUACGACUUACAGUGAAAACACUAGUUGUUGGUUUUAUUUGACCAAGAUUGAGUUCUAUUAAAGAUAAAACAAAUUAAAAAAAUGAAAAAAAAAAAUCUACUUUUAACAAUAAUUAAAAAUAAUAUUUACUUACAUGUAUAAGAUCCAAGUGUAUAAUUAAUGAUUGACUGUGGAAAAUGGCCAAGAGCUAAAUAAAAAAAAAUGUAUACAUAAAUGCAUGAAAUUAUUAUGAACCACUUAAUAUUAAAAUACUAACAAAGCCACUUGACAUAGAAAUUUAACAAUGAGACAAUACACCGAGCAUCCCACACAUAAGGGUACAAAUCAUGGACUAGCUCCCUGUUUGCACUAAAUGCAAGUCUUUGAAACAGUUCAUUCACCUGUUCUGCCAUUUCAUCCAUUUUAUUUGCUCUAUCAUACCAUUCUUCAAUCUAAAAAAAACAUGAAAAAUGUUUAACAUUUCAAUAUUAUUUAUUUUUACACUCAAUUAGUAGUAAUAUAGAAAAAUUACAUUGGAUUGGUUAAAUGUCUAAAUUUAAAACAAUAAAACUGGAAAUAGUAUUUUUUUUUUUCCAAAAAACAAUAAUUUGUGUUGGAAAAUAAUAUAAUUUAUAAUACUUGAAUUACUAUACUCGCACAACUUUUAAAUUUUAAUACAUUUUUUACAUUUCAUAGCUUACAAUAUCUUAUAAUUAUUAUUAUUUAUUUUGAUUUUGGUCUGUACCACAUUAAUACUUUGUCUAACUAAGGUGUUCAUUAAAGUACUUAAUGUAUAAUAACUUCAUAAACUGUAUUUUAAGUAAAUUGAUGAGUAGAUAAAACAACAUAAAUAAAUGUUCAUAAAAUUCCAGAAGACAUAAUAAUAAUUAAAUAUAAAUUACUUUAAUAUUAUUAUUAUAUUUACUAAUAUUUAAUAGCUGUUAAUUAAUAUUUAAAUAUUUUAUUUGACUCAUUGAUAAUAAAUAAAUAAUGUAGGGAAAAUGUCCAAAAAAUAAAAGUUUAUUAUAAUAUGGUAUUGCAUUUUUAUUAAUUUUUAAUUUAUUAUUUUUAAGAUGUUUACUUUUUGUGAAAUUUUGUUUUUAAUCUUAAUUAAUAUUUAUAUCAAUUUUUUACGAUUAUUAUUUCUAUGUUUAAUAUAUUAAAAUUAUUUAUAUAAAUAACAUAUUUAAAUUUUCCAACAUUUUUGGGUAAUUUUUACUUUGAACAUUUUGGUUGAAUGCCAUAAAUAACACACAUACUUCUGGUUUAGAUGAAGUCGAAUCAUUUUUCUUUAAUUUUUUCAAAUUUUCAUAAGACACCAAAUGGGCAUUACUUUUUAACCAAUUAAAUUCUGUUAAAAAUUGAACACUUUGAGGGCCAUGUUCAAAUGGCAAAUAAAAUAAAUCACACAGUAACAACAAAUCUUCUUCUGUUAGAUCUCUAAUAUCAAUAAUAAAAAUAAAACAAAAUAAUUAUAAACCAAUUAGUUGACAGCAAAUAAAAUUUUACUUUUCAUAAGAAUGCUUUUGAUCUUGUGUAACAUCAACAACCAUAUCUGCACUAGGACUAGGGAUUUCCACUUGCAUUGAAAUACUCUAAAAUAUUGAAAAAUAUAUUUAAAUUAUAAUAUAUUAUACGUAGUUACAUAAUAUGUAUUAUUAUAAAUUAGAAUGGUUGUUAUAUUGGACUCUGGCACAAUUUUUUAUUUCAUAUAAAUUUUCUAUUCUAUAUACUGAAAUAAAACCAUCAACCCAAUUAGGUCUCAGACUUUUAAAACUGAAUGUUUUACAAUUAUUUUCUUUACAUUUUGCACAUGCUCAAUGAUUUAAUAACAUUCAUUUGUAUUUAUUAACUAAAUAUCCUUAUUUUUUGAUAAAAGUGAUAUUUUAUUAUUUAUGACAUACAAGCUCAAAUUUUCUUUUUUGCAUUGAUUUUAAACAUGAAAUAAGUGUGCAUGUGCAAUUUUAAUCCAAUUGUAUUUAAAUAAUGUUAUUAUUUUUUUUUAUAAGUUAUCAUAUGACAAAAUUGGUAUCUAUAUAUAAGGUUAAUAGCCAUAAAAUAAUUCUUACAAAUAGUUAAUUUUUUUAAUUUCAGUAUUGCAACAAAAAAACUAUACACAUAUAUUUUUCAGUAAUUUAUUUUCAUAAGUAUUAUAAAUGAGAGCUGGUAUAUCAAUGAAUGAUUAAAAUAUAAUAUUUAAGUAUUUUCAGUAAAAAUAAGGACAUUUAACACAUAAAUACAACAAAUAAAUAAUUUUCAAUCACUGCAUAUGGCAAAAUAUUAAAAAAAAUAAUUGUUAAUAAGAUUUGGUUUUUUAAGUAUGAGAUCCACACCAAACUUUUUAAUUGCGUAUGAACCUAAAAACGAUAAUAACUACAGCUUAUUGAAAUUCCUAUUUUAUUUAAAUAUAUACAAUUGAGUAAAUUAAUACCAAUUAGUCAAUAUUAAAAUAGGGCUAGAAAACAAUUUUUAGAUUUAGUUUGUUCUUUCUAUAACAGUGAUGCACAAUCUUUUUUGAUCCACGGCCUCCAAAUUAAUUUAUUUCGAUGAGGCGACUUAAUAAUAUUACAUAAGAGUAUAAUACAUAUAUUUACUUGAAGUAUAACAAUAAUUAUAGUCAUAUAAAUUAAAUUGUUAAUUUUAUGCAAUUUUAAUAUUUGUUUAAUUUAAUUUAUCCAAAUUUUUGAUUCCAAAACAUAAAAAAAAAAAAUAUUUUCAUGAGACCCUUGUGCUUGAAUUUUAAACAUAAUUGAAUUUAAAUUGGGUUUGAUAUUUAAGAUUUCCACUCUUAAAUCUGUUUCUACAUUUAAUCUGGAGCGAUGUUUGUUUUUUUUAACAUCGCUAGUGGUGAAAAUGCUGUUUUACAUAAAUAAGUUGAAGUAAAAGGAAAUAAGAAUUUCUAAUUAAAUUUAAAAAUAGCCCAUAUACAUGUGAUUCAAUAAAACUUAUUAUCACAAUAUUAAGAUAAUAAUGACAUAUUACGAUUGAUACGGCCACAAUAAAAACGGUACAAUACAAAUUACUUUAUAUAAAAUAAUUUGUAUUUAUAAUUUUAAUUUGGUGUUACAAUAUUGUGACCCACUUAGGGAUAGUGACCUCCAGGUUGCUCACCACUGGUAUAUAGAAUUUAAAAAUUAUGUAAAAUAAAAAAAAAUUUUGUGUCAAAUUCCAAAAUAACAGCCACCCUAAUAUAUAUUAUAUAUAUUACUGUUAAAGCCCAAAAUCAGAUAAUAAUGAAAUUUGCUAAUUUUAACUUGGUUUACCAAAAUAUGCUCAUAAAAAUUAAUAUUUACUAAGUACAACUAAUUUUUAGUAAAAGCUAGGUUGUAGGUACAAAUUUGAUGUAAAUAAUAUAAUUCAGGUUUAUACUAUAUCUCAUCAUAAAAUAAACUAUGCUUGAUCUGAUUUUAGAUUUUUACCAUAAAAUAUACGUACAGAACCAUUAUCAGUAUUCAUGGCUGAAUCUGAAUUUUGUGGUGAUAAUACUGGUGACAUAUUGCAGUCCAUGGGCUCACUGAUCACUUUGCUUUCAGAUACUAAUGAAUUCAUUAUCACCAAGGGAUGAUUUAUGCCAGCAGCAACAGCAGGUUGUAAGAUAUUACUGUUGCCAUUUACAGUUGAUGAUGAAAUUGAUUCUACGUUAUUUGUUGUACAUAAAGACAAUGGGGUAGUGGAAGUAGAAGUUGUAAUGGUAGUGGUUGAGGUUGCCAUACAAGUAUUAAAUGAUGGAACAGGAAUGGCUACAGGAGACAUAAUUGCUAUAGCAGGUUGAGGUUUGAUGAUUGGUCCAUGAGCUUGUUUCUGUCUACGAAAUUCUGGUAUCCACUCUUUUAUUGCAAUACGUAAUGCUCUUCUUGAAUGGUAAAUAUUCUCUGGAAGAUCAAUAAUACCUUCUUCAUCACUCUCAGUUUCUAAUUUCAUACUUUCAUCUAGAAUAAAAUUAAGCCUUUGAAGAAUAAUAACAGUAUCAUUGAUUUGAUGUAGUUCUAUAUGUUGCAUUAGUAUUAAUUCUUUACAGAAAUAAUAUUGGCCCCAUACCAGUUAUUUUAUUAAGUUAGUGUACACAGAAUUACAAUACACUUAAAAAUAAAUUAUUGUUAUUAUUUAUUAAGUUAAAUUAAACUUUAACUAUUAAAUUCUGAGUGGAACAAGGAAUAUAUUGGUUUUACAAUGAUAUGUUUUUUUUCUGUGGACAACUUUCUACCGGCAAUUUUGCUCAGAUUUACAAUGAAAGCACUUUUUCUAAAAAGAAAUCUCACUGGGGAAAUCAUUUUUUGAUUUUCCCAAGAGUUUUCCAAAUAAAUGGGAAAAACAUAAGAACAAUUAACAUAGGUACAAUAUGAAACAAAUAUUAUAAAAAAAAAUAUAUAAUGCAUAUUUAAUUAUUUUACCAUAGUAUAACAUACAUAUUGUUGACAAAGUAGCACUAUCAACCGAAAUCUGGAACCAAGAGGAAGAGGACAACUCUCAAAACUUUUAUCACACAUAAAUAAUAGCAACACUCUACCCAAGCUAUGGCACCAAGCCAAAAUGAUUGCAAUCCUAAAACCAGGAAAACCGAGUCACGAAAAUGGCUUUUAUCAUUCAAAUCUGAUGUGGUGUUUUUAGAUCUAACUUCCGCCUACGAUACAGUUUGGAAGCAAAGACUACUCCUCAAGUUGACAAAAAUCCUAAAACGUAAGACAACAAUACAACUCAUUAAUAAUAUGCUUUCGGAUAGAAAUUUUAGAGUUGGCCUAAAUGGCAUUUAAAGUAAAGUACCUCCAACAUGGCCUCCCGCAGGAAUCUGUCCUUUCCCCAAUAUAAUUUAAUGUAUACAAAACAGACGUAAUAGAAACAACAGCUAGGAAAUUUAUGUACACUGAUGAUGUGGGUCUUGUGGCACAGGCAAAAACAUUCGAAAAGCUAGAGGAAAUACCAAAUAAAGAGUUGAGUAAAGUUCAAACUUACUUUAAGACAUGGCACCUCACUCUCAAUCCCAAUAAGACCACAGCUAUAGCCUUCCAUCUCAAUAACAAAGAAGCCAAAAGAAAGCUCAACCUGUCAACUAAUGGAGUAUCUAUACCCAACAAACUUGCCUAAAAUAUCUCAGCAUUAAACUGGACAGGUCUUUAAAUUACAAACAUCACCUGGAAGGAGUAAAAAUAAAAUAAAAUCCAGAAAUAACAUCCUAACAAAACCAUCGGGAAUAAGCUGGGGAUGUAAGGCCAUCGUACUGCGUACAUCGGCUGUGACAUUAGUCUAAAACGUCAUGGAGUACUGUGUACCAGUGUGGGCAAGAAGCACGCACGUUAAAACUGUGGAUACGCAGCUUAACCAUACAAUGAGGAUCAUUAUAAGGGUUAUAAAAUUUACUAGCACACAAUUGCUGCCAGUUCUCUUGAACCUAUGCUCCACCUGAUAUGUAUUGUUAUGCCGCAGCUGCCAAAAUAGUGCAAAAAAUAGAAAAACUUAUCUAACCUAUCAGUUCAUAGUGAUGUGUUUCAGACACCUGGCCUGACUUAAAUCCCAACACUCGAUUGAGAUAAACUUAGAUUUUUUGGAGUCUAUGGAGGAAAAAUGGAAAAAGAAAUUGACAAAUAAUAAAGUAUGCAAUCAACACUUAAUAGAAGAUCCUACACAUAGUCCCUAGUUUUGAUCUCCCAAAAGUAGAAUGGAUGAUACUCAACAGAGUGAGGACGGGGUAGAAACAGGGUAAGUAUAAUUACCUCAUGUAUAAGUGGAGGAUGGUGGACUCACCAUAUUGUGCUUGUGAUCAGGCGUAGAUAGUUAAACACGUUGCACAAGAAUGCCAUUAUCACGAUUUGGAAGAGGCAAUCACAGACUCCACGGAGCCAGGAAGAAGCUAGAGAAUGGCUAAGAAAUUUAGAUUGACGCCUAUGAACCAAAAUUAUACCCUCUAUAAAUUGUAACAGAAUGUUUGACUUUGUUUUUUUAACCCCUUUUUAUUUUAUAUUUUUUUUUUCGUAUUAUUUUAUUAUUAUUGUUAUGUUAUUUUUCUUUUUACUAUUUCUUAUUGAUUAUAAUUGGUAACAUUAUUCAUUAUUUAUUAUAUUAUAUUAUAUUAUUAUUAUUAUGUUACAUAUCCGAUUGCCAUAUGAAAAUAAAUAAUUGUUGCUUACAGAUAUACAUUAAAUUUCCCCUCUACUCCCUUCCCAACUUCUCACCUAUAACAGUAGCUGCAUACAUUCCCAUUAUUCGAAGAUAGCUUUUUGUUUAAAUUUGAUUAUAAAAUAAAUUUCUAAACUUUUAGGCACUCUUUUGGAAUCUAUACAAAUUCCAUUCUAUGAAAUGUCCAGAUUUUUUCAUAAUAAAAUUGUGUAUGUAAAAAAUAAUAAUAAUAUAAACACUUUUUUUUUAUAAGCAAUUUAAAUCGUUAUUAUUUCAUUUAUACUUUGAUACACUAUCUCAGAAAUUUUGUUUUUAAUGAAAUUCUUAAGAAUUGUAAACUGUUCAAUAUGUAUAAAUGUAAUGAUAGCUUUUAAUGGUUUAACUAUUUGGAAUUAAUACAAAAUUUAUUAGAACUCCUACAUAGUUGCCAAAAACAUUAUUUAGAACACAAAUUAUAUUUUACAUUAUUUUCUUAAUCUCAUUUCCUUUAGCUUUUCAUUAUGAUGUUUAAAUUAAUUAAUAACAAAUUAGAAACUUUGAGAAAAGUAUUUUUAUAAAAUUAAAAUAAUAAAUGUCAAAAUAAACUGUACUUCACAAAAAUGGUUAAACAAAUAUUUCACCCAGAUUGAAAUAGUUUUUUUAGGAAGAACAAAGGUACACUAAAGUACAUGUUUUGAGACAAUUCUCAAAAUUAAAAUUCUUCCACUGUGUGCAAUACAAUUUACAUUUUUAUAAAUAAAAACACUUAUUUUUAGCAUCAGAUUCGAAAAGUUCCAAUUUUUUAUUUAAUCUACUUUGACUAACAGAAAUUUGUUAGCACCCCACUAAAGCGCUGUAAAAAUGUAUUCCUUUGCCACUCAUGUUCGUCAUCACCCUCUCAUAUAAAAUUACAUAUGUUGAUCAUAUUAAAAUAAUAAUAAUAUAACGGAUACCAAAAUUUGGAAACAUCUAAAUAUUGUGUCAAAUUCAUCUUGCAUUUAUAAUACAAAUAUAAUUCCAGAAAAUUUCUGUAGGUUCCAGGCCAAAACCUAAAAAUUUGCCAAAUACAUUGCCAAUUUCAUAGAAAAAUUUUGAUCAAAAUAAAUUUAAUAUGUUCGAACAUAAUCAAUAUAAUAUAUAAUCUAAUAAAAGAAGCUAGUGUUAUGGGGCCAACUAAUACUUUUUUUUCAUCCUAAGUUUAUUUUAAAAUAAUAUGACUUUUUUUUCUCGUUUUAACAAAUUUAUAAGUGAAGACAUUUUACUACUAAUUUAAGUGAGAAGAAUGAUAAGUAAAGAUAAAAAAUUAGUUUGACAUUUUUUGAAAAACCAAAAAAAAUGUAUUUUUUUAUUUUGACAUUAGGGUAAUACAUUGUAUUUUAUGAUAAUUAUUCUCAACAACCAUAAUAGCAGGUAUAUGAUGUUAAUAUCUUAAAAAUAUUUCUAUACCAAAGAUAAUUAUUACAAUAUUAUACAAAUUAUGUAAUACUCAAUUCUUUGGUUGAAUACCUUUUUAGUUAAAUGAAUUAUACUUAUUGUAUAAUAUAUAUUGCACAAAAUCAAUAUAAGAUCAACAAAUAAAAAGUGACUUGAAUAUUUGUACAUACUGUCAUGUGUGAUAGAUGAAGGAUCAGAACUACAUUUACUCCAUUGAGCCAAUGUAUGAAUAGCUACAAAAUUAGCACCAUAUUCACAGUUUGGAUUGGUCAAUACUCCUCUUAACUGUGAAAUUAAAUCAGGAGAACGUCCCUGAUAAGGUCCCAAAAAUACACGCUUUUGAUCAUAAUCAUUAGCAUGUAGAUUGUCCCAUAUAACAGGAGGUCGUCUUAAUACUUCGGUAAUUUCUCUAAUAGAUUCAGUAGUCAAUGAACGUGAUAUAACUUUUUGUCCUGAAACAAAUUGUAAGCAGAUCAUAGUCAAGAGGCUUACAUUAUUCAUCCAACUUUGAAUUUUUUAUUCAAUUUACAGCAGCUAACCGGUCCACAUUAUAUCAAUUUGGGGUGCCAACUUUGAACCUAAGGUAUUUAAGUAAUCAGAAUUUUGAACAUUUGGUACUGCCCGUGCUGAACAAUAUUGAGUAGGACAAACUAAAAAUUUGGGUUGACCAAGAUGUUGAAAUAUUUCAUUUGUAAUUGAUACCUACAAAUUUGAAACAUUUGACAUUUAAAACCUUAUAACAAGCUUUAAUAUUAUUUUAAUAUAAUUGUCAAACUACCUGAGCAUGUGCAAAUGAUUGAAACACUUCCUUAUCAGCUGGUGACAUAUCUGGUUCAAUAUCAUCAAAUAAUAAAGCAAAUGCUUUACAACCACAUUGAACAACUUGAUCCAACUUUCGUUUGAGGGUAGAUAUUUCUUUCUGACUACUAUAGGUCAUGUCAAGUCCUGGAGAUAAAGCAUAAUAGAGGGUAACUCCACAGUCUCUAGCAGCACUAAUUAAACCACCCAAUUGCUCUGCUUCUUCAACUGUGUACAAAUCUCUCCAAUAUGCCCGGUGUUUGUAAUCGUCUUUAGGAGCAUACACAUAACAACCUACUCCCCAUUUUUUUAACCUAAAAAUGAUUUAAAUAGAAAAUAAUUACAUAUAUAAUGAUAAAAUGUUAAUAUAAAUUUAAACUUUAAGCUUUGAAUUGUAUUAAUUAAUUUUUAAACGAAUAUAAGCUUAUAACACAGCAAUAUAAAAUAAGCAUAUUAAAUAAAAUGAAUACAACCCAAAAUUUGGUAAUUUUUGAAUCUGCACCAAUUAUUUUUCUGCUACAGUUAAUUUAGGUGGUGAAUAAUAAAAAAAUAAAAUAAAAUUAUAAAAAAGAAAACAGAAAUUAAAAACUAAGCACAGCAUGAGUCUACUAUCAAAAUGAUGUGAAAUCAUAACAUAGCUGUCUGUUGACUGUUCGUCUGCGACACUUAUACAUUUUUCACUAUGAAACACUUUUUAAUUGCAAUUGUCACAAAAUUACGGCAAAAAAAAAAAAAAUGCACGAAUAUUAUAGCGUUCGUAAAUGCGAGGCAUUAAAUUAUAUUUAAUUUUAAUUUAUUUUUAAUCCACCGUUAGCAACCAAAAAACAGCAUAGUAACCGGUAAACAACAAUCACCAUUAGCAUGUAUUAUGGAUACAUAAUAUUGAAAACAUCGCAGGGUUUCAGGUUGAAAUUGGUGCAUAGGGUUGACUGGGGUGAAACAGAGGCAGAUGCGAGUGAGAGGUGACAGGUUAGAAUUGAAUCCAUUCACAAGUUUUGUAACAAACAGCAGCCUGGGUUUAAAAAUAUACAUUUUUUUUGUUUGUUUUUUUUUUUUUUUUAGCACAAAUGGGCCAAAGCAAUAAAUAUUACUCAUGUGAAUAUCUUUCUUGUUUACUCCAGAAUAACAUGCUCAACUAAUAAGACACAAAAUAAUUUAAAUCGCUCAAAUUAAGACUGUAUGCAUAAAUUUUCACACAGUCUUGCUACGAUUAGUACUAAAACAGUUAUUUUGUAUUUUAUCUUUAGUAACAGAAUACAUGUAUAAUGUAUAUAUGUAUUACCACAACACAAGUUUGUGAAAUAUUCUGUGCAUACAAUCUGUUUUUUUUUUCCAUACAUUGAUUGUACUUUGCAAUCUAAAAAUACAGUAAUAAAUAUUGAGUUAACAUAUAUACUCUACUAAAGAGUUAGAGCAGCAGAUGGCCAACAAUUUAUUAAGGGUAAAGUUUCAAUAUACUUAGUACAAAAUAUUAACUACCUGUACUAAUCAACAUUAUUUCCAUGCGUUCAAAAAUAGUAUUCAGUUCAGAACUUGGUUAAACCAAGCUGUUACAAUACACACAACACACACAUGUAUAUGAAAAGUUUAAAUAAGUAUUAUUUAUAAAAGUUUAUAUUUAGUCGUUUUCAUAUACAUUAAAUCAAUUUAAAAUCGAUAACCAAAUAGUUAUUAGUUCUAAAUUAUUUAUGUGUUGAAUCAUACAUUACGUACAAUAUUAUACCGAUAUCAAAACUGUAUUAUAUUAAUAAUUAAAUAAGAUGAUGGUUUAAACUUAAGUAAUGGUAAACAACCAUGUGUUUUUUGAUUAUUGUUUUAGUAUUUUCCCAUACACCAUUAAAUUGUACACAAUUCGCUUUAAUAAUAAAUAAAAUAUAAAUGUGUUUGUUAAAUAUAUGUAUAUAGAUAUAUAUGCAUACAUACAACAGAUAUAUACAAAUAUCGUCCAGCAAUUUAUAAAUAAUACAAAAUAGUGAUCCCUAAAAGUUUUAUAACACAAAUUUAUUUUUAGUAUAAAUUAGUUUAGUAAAUUGGAUUAAAAGUAAAUAAAAUGGUAAAUUAAAAAAAAUGUAUAAUUUUUAGUAUAGCUAAUAGAUAUAAAUUAUUCAGUUAUUUGUUUACAAUAAUAUAAUUUUUAUAAUACACAAUAGGUAUUAUAAUAUGACUGCAGUGAGAAGAAUACUCCAUUCAAGCAUGUGUAGAGCCCUAUUGGCUACCAAUGUAAAAUUUGAAACAAACCUACUUUAAAAUGUGUUGUCUUUCAGUUGUACAUAUUCAAGUCAUAAUAAUGUAUUAUGAAUAAUAUCAUAAUGAUUAUAGGUUUCCAUUUCACCUUUAAUUAAUUCUUAGGUAUUCAUGCAAAAUAAUAAGAUAAACAUACAUUCAACUUAACAAAUUGUUGUAUGACCAUAAGUAUAGAAAGAUAAACAUUAUACAUUGUCUACAUGAGUAGAAAAAGCAAUUUUCCGGGUCACCACCAUCAAAUAGGUUUGAAUUGAGGAUAUCUGAUUAUGAAUAGCAAAUGGAUGAAUUAUCAGGUACAUGCAUACUCGGUUAAAAAAAAAAAAAAAUUGAGAAUAAGCAGGUUAAGUGUUUUGAUUGCUUUGGUUAAAACAAAAUAUGCAUGUCCUCAAAAGUAAAAAUACUUUUUUCUUACUUAUCAUAAAAGUAAACCAUGAAAAUUAAAUAAACAUUAAUUUUUAAUUGAACUAUUUAAAAUUUUAGUUUUCUUCUUGUUUUAUUAAAGACUUGUUUUAAUAAUUAAAUAACAUUUAAGACAUUUCAAUAAUAAUAAUAAAUAUUUAAAACAAUAAAGAAUUGUUACUGAUAUAUAUAAAUGGUUUUUUUCUCAUAAAUUAUUAUCUAUACAAAUAAUGAAAUAUGUCUUUAUGUUUGUUAUUUUAUCAAUCUAAUAACUUACUUUCUUUUUUUAUUAUUAUUAUUUACCAUUCUGAAUCAUAAAUAAAAUGUCAUUUAAUAAAAUAUAUCCCUAUUUAUUUUUGAAUAAAAUAAUUAGUUUGAAAAAUGUAUUAUUUAAAAGUAAAAGAAUGUUUUAUAAAAACAUAUUAAGAUAGUAAGUCUAAUGACAAAGCAAAUGGAAAUAAUAUAUUAGGCUUUAAAAUUAGCCUAAAAUAAAUUAGGCUACCAAGGGGCUUUUGAUACUUUUUAUAGUGCUGUCUACAAAAAAAAAAAAAAUAAAAAAAUAAUUGCGUUAAGUAUUGCCUAGGUAAUAGAAUUAGAAUAAAUAUAUGUAACUAUUCAAAUAUUUCAACUUACCACUAGACAAAUAAAAACAAGUCAUUUGAACUCAAAAGCCUAAUAUUUUUUAAAACAAUUUACAAAACAUAGCUUAAGUGCUGGGUAGUAGUAGUAAAUGACCUCUUAUCAUUAUUAUUUUAUUAAUGAGGGUAUUUCUACCUAGCACUCCAAACAAGAGGUUGUCCGCUUAAAACAAACGAAGAUGACAGGCAUUGCAAAUGAUAAUGGUAGUUGUAGGCUGCUUGUAGCGAAACAUUGACACUUCAACCCUUGUUAUGGAGACAACCAAUAAAAGAAGCUAUAAAUUUGUUCAUGUAUGAGUUUUGCUAAAAAACAGAUAGUUGAAGCCAGUGCAAGGGUAGGUACACACGAUGAUAAAAAAAUAAAAAUAAGUCUAGCUUAGGUAUGCCACCUUUAUUAAGUACAAGCUACUUUAUUCACAAUGUAUUUUAAAGCAUUUUACUAUAGAAAAAUAGCCUUAAUUCUACCAUAAGUAUUUGCAACAUACAUAUAGGCCUAAAAAAAAUGUUUUAUUUAUUUGAAAAUAGCCAAUAACCAAGAUAAAUAAUGGCUAAUGAAAGCUUUAUAGCCUUUUUUUUUUUUUUUUUUUUUUAUUUUUUUUUAUUUUUUUAAUGUAUUUAACAGUAUACUAUUUAACUAAUAUAUUUUCACACAAGCUGAACUCCAAUCCCAAAUUUUCAGUGUUCAUAUUAAAAUUUAGUUAGUAUUUUUAAAUAAUAAAUGUAAUUAAUAUAAAUAUAUAUAUAUAUAUAUAUAUAUGUAAAAAACACGAGGUUUCCAUGAAAAAAGGAAGCUUGGUGGGCAUUAUAUUGGCAGAGCUGUGUUUUUUAUUGCACAUGCACAAUAAGUAUGAAAAGUUUAUUAGAAACAUUAUUUUUGCUAUAGAAUACAUUAGGAUUGGAAUUUGGAAUGACAAUUUUACUAAUAAAAAAAAAGAGGUAGAUGAUUAAAUCUAAGUAUAACAUUGAUUAAGGCAAUACCUAUUUUAUCACAAUUCAAAAAUUCUUAAAUUACACAGUAUUUUAGUUCAAACUCUAUAACGAUUAUAAAAGACAUAAAAACAUUCUUUUAGUAUUUUGUAAUUAAAAAUAGAUUUGUUAAUAUCUAUUGAUUAUAACAUUUGUAAAAAAAUUAAUUAGAACAUUUAUGUUCUACAUAUUCAAAAAAUAAUAUUUGAUUAACAGUUUACAAAAUUGAUUUUAACAUAAUCACUUAAUUAUACAAACAUUUAUUAAUUUGCUCAAAUUCAUAUGCACGAAAAAAACAAUAAUGGACUCAAAUCACUAAACUAUAGGUUUAUGGAUUAAAAUGCAAUUAUUAAUUUAAAAAAUAAUGUUGCUUGAAAGCACUUACACGAGGAACUAUACGAUACAAUAGUUUAAAAUAAUUAUGAAUUACAAUAAUAUAGUAAUGAUUAAACAAUAAUAUAGGUAAGGUUAAAUAUUGCAAUAUCUGGUUAUAAGCGAGUAGAUUAAAGUUCAAGCGCAUUACAAUUAAAAUAGGUAAUGUAAUAAUUAAAUGUUAAAACACAAAAAAUCUAAAUAAUGGCAUAAGUAAGACAACUUAAUAUUAAAAUAACUCAAAAUAAUGAUUAUUAUACUUAAAAUUAACUGAUUUUAACUGUAUUAACAGGUGGUUUUAAAAGCAAAAAACUAUGUUUCAUAAAAAUGAUUUUUCCAGGGUAAAAAUAAUGUAAUAUUAAAUAGACACAAAAGCAUGUUUUAAUAGCUGUGUAUAAUUAAUUAAUAAUAAUCAAAUAGUGAAGUCGUCCGAAAUUGUCAAGUAGUUUUCAUUUUUUUAAAGGGCUGUUGAACUUCUUCCUCACUUUUAAUGUUAUUAAUGCUGCCAUUUAAAGCAGCUGGGUUUAAAUUACCAUUCAAAUUGCUAUUAUGUAUGUGAUGUUGUAUUUGUGCUGCAAUAAACUGUUUCAUAGAUGGUGAUGUCAUCAAAUUUGGAUUAGGGGCCAAUUGUGGAGCUUGGAAAGCAGCCAAUGGCGGAGGUGGUGGUCUCAUGGCUAUUAACUGAUUGAAUACCGCUGCAAAUGCUUGAUGUUGUUGCAUUUGAACUUGUUGCAUAGGAUCCUGUAAUUGAUUCUGAACUUGGGCUUGUGACUGAACUAAAUGAGCUUGAGCUUGGUUUUGGGCUUGAGUCAAUUGAACUUGUUGUUGUUGGUGUUGCUGUUGUAAAGAUUGUUGUUGUUGUUGUUGUUGAAGAAGCUGUUGUUGUUGAGGAGACAUGGCAAGCAAAUGAUGAAAUGCAGCGAGUUGUUGGGAUUGUAAUUGAGUUUGAGUUGAUGGUAAUUCAGGAGUCUGCGGUUUUUGCGGGGCUAUUAUAGACUGUUGUGUUUGUUGCUGUUGUUGUUGAGUUUGCUGCUGUUGUUGUGUUACUGCUUGAGGUUGUGGUUUUGGCAUUGCAGAUAAAGCUGCUGCAGUUGAAGUAGGAGGGUACUCUGCUUGUUGUGGAACAAACUGAAAUAAUUGCUGAUAAGCUGCAUUAGCACUAGGUUGAAACAUUGGUAACCCUGCUUUAUCUCCUGAAUGUCUUUUAAAAGGCAUUAAUCCAGGCAAUGAUAAGUUUUCAUAAUAGAAAGGUGAGAUUUUACUCAAGUCCAUAUCCAAACGUUCAGGUGGUUGCAAAUUUUGUGUUACGACCGAUUGUUGUAUUGCGAUGGCGGCCAAAUUAUUGGGAUUAGGGGCAAAAAAUUGGGAUAAAGGAUUCAUAAGUGGAUUAGAAUGACUAAAAUAGGGAUUAAAUGUAUUUCCUAUUUGAGUACUGGGUAGCUGUGCUAAGUAAGCAGGAUUUGGCAUAGGUGCAGGUACUUGUCCAGGAACUAUUGGCUGAUUAGCCACUAGACCCAUUUGCUGCACUAAAGCAUUUUUGAGAGCUAAAUGGUUUCGACCAUUUAUUAAAAGUUGAUCUUUUAAAUGUUGUGGAGGAUGAAAAUACUUACAAGGGGGUUUUGUUCUGUUACAUCUCCCUUUGAUACUAUCAUAACAGGCAGUUACUUUGCCAUUCUGUACAUCUACAUUAGUAGCAGGAUGAGCAAAUUUACAUUCUGUGUCACUGCGUGAGCACUUGUUUCUUUGGAAUUCACGACAAACUUCAAGUUGCAGCCACCGAGAAUCUUUCCCAUUCAUUAAACUAUUCAUGUUAACAACAGCCAUUUCUUAACUAACUUACAAGUCUUAAUUUACAAAGGAUUGUCUGUUAUAUAAAAAUAUUGUCUUAAAAAUACCAAUUACAAUAACUUAAACACAACAAAUAUAUUAAAUUCACAAUAAAUCCAAGGAACAAUUCAAAAGGACACUAGUUUAGUGAUUUGAUUGUCCAUGAGGAUUUAAAUUUUAAGUUUCUCAAAAGCGUUUUGAAGAGAUGUUAUCUAAAUUAUCACUUAAUUUAAUGUAUGUAUAUAUUUCUAAAGAAAAAGGAGUUAUGGUAGAUUUACUUAUACUAGAUAAGAUAAAGGUAAACACAAUUAGCUUGCAAAGCGAAUUAUAACAAAACAGCUUGGAAAACUACUCACUUUUGAAACAAGUCUUUACGUUGUUCAGUUGUCCAUGGUCUUCCAUAAAAUCCUAAAAUAAAAAUUUCAUAUUAAUAACUUGACUAAGGUCAAAAGUAUAUACUAAAUGUAGAUACUAAUUUAAAGUAGGCAAAGGGAUUAGAAUACUAUCUUGUUAUCUUAAUUACCUAUCUUAUGAAAAAAAAAAAUGAUCUUAGGUACGUCUAUGCCCUAUGUGCACAAUCCUGUAAUCUUAACUAUUUUUUUCGUUGAAGGAAAUUCAUGUUAAAUAAAUCACAAUUCUUUGAUGUUUAUUAACAAUUAUGGACACAGGGCAAUACCUAAACAGCAACUGAUGUAAUUAAUACCUACUUAAUAAUAAAUUGUACAUUACAUUGAUACAGAUUACACCUUGGGAAUUUGUGAAUUUUUCUGAAUUGUACAUCAAAUUGUAUUAAUUGUAUUCACCCAGAACUUUACAUUUAUAUACUUAGGUAAUCUUGAAAAUAGUUAUCAGAAGUCGAGAUAACAAAAUAGUAUAAGAAUUUAAGUAAAAUUUAGAAAUAUUAUUAAAAUAAAGCUUAUAUAACUGUAUGAUUGGAAAAACAGAAAUUGAUUUAAAUCAUUCAAGAAAUAUGCUGGAUUAUGAUUAAUGAAUUACCCAAUAGGUAAUAUAAAAAAUAAACUUUUUGUAUGCAUUAAAUACAUGUUUAUCCUUAAUACACAAUAAUUUUUUUAAGCAAAUAAAUCUACUUAAAACACACGUAUUAAGUAAAUGUUUCAAGAUAAAAUUAUUGUUAUUAUUUAAUAUAUAACUGGUUAAACAUAAUACUAUGAAUUAUAUCUAAUCGUAAAAACUAUAAGUAGUAUUAAAUAAUAAUAAUAAACCAAAGUAAUAAAUAAGCUUCUAAGUCCUAGGUAAUUUUUAAUUUUAAAUUAUUUUUGACAACAAUUCUAUCAUUGAUACUAAGAUUUUAAUUAGAAACUUAGUUUAAUAUAACUGAAUAAAUCUUUUAUCACUUAGAUGAGUAAAUAUGUGACGUUUUAAAUUAUCAGUAUUUAUAAAAGGGAAAAGGUCCAAAGAAAAUUAUUUAGUACAUAUUGUAAACUAGUUGUACAUUUACACCAAGUUAUGGAAAAUAUAUCAAAAAAGAAGGAACAUACUUCACACGAUUGGGUGGAUCACUGCUGUAGUUGGAAAAGUAAAAUUUAGAGAGGAAUUUAAAGUAUUUCUGUGCACAAGGAUUAAACAUUACUAGCAAAAAACAAUUCUGAUGGGAAUUUGGUUAAAAAUGUUUUAAAAGACUGUAAUAUUUACAAUUUUUGUCAAAAUUUGAUAUUCAAAUUCUUAUAAAAAAAUUGUACAUUACACUAAAUGUUUUUUUUUUUUUUUUUAAACACGAUGUACAAUUUAUAAUGUAUAUUACAUUAUAUUAUAUAAUGUAUUAUACAAGAGCAAAUAUGAAAAUUGAGGUAAUGACCUUGUUAAAUUUUUAAGCAUUUCUGUUUGGUCUAACAAUUUUAUUUACACAGUAGAUACCAAAUAAAAAUUAAGUAAAAGAACUCACAAAAUUAAAAUAUACAUAAGACUAAAAAAUGGCUAAAAUGCUUUGAAAAUUUGACCAGGUCUAGAAAAAGUAAAUAUAAGUGUUUUGUCCAAAUUUCAAGUCUACAAAUAUUUUUAACUAAAUCACAACAAAUAAACAGAAUUUAAAAUAAUAUAUUUUACCUAUAGAUUUUGUUUUUCCCAUUUAUUAUAAAAACUCAUUCGAAAAUCAAUAAAUUACCUCACUGUGCCAACACAAAUAAAAUUUCUUUUCAGAAGAGGUCUUACACUUGAAAAUCAAAGCGAUUUCUGGUAGAAAAUGUAUUCACAGUGAAAAAAAUUAACACCAUUGUAAAGCUAAUAAAUAUCUUUACUUUGCUCAGAAUUUAAAAUAAUGAUAGAUAUAAUCGUACAAUAUUUUGAUAUCAAUAAAUUAGAUGAACCUGAGCAAGACAACAUAAAUAGAUAUGACCAUAUUCUUACUGAUAUACAAUUACUUCACAAAAUCUUGUUUAUUACUUUUGUUUUUGGCAUCUCAUUGGUUGUUUAAAUUACCACUAUUUUUAAAUUCUGUGUAAAUUGUAAAGAUUUGUUGCCACAAAAUGUUAAGCAUUAUAUGUUAUUAUAGUAAUUAAAAAUAUUAGUAUUCUUAACUGUUGUCUUAUUAAAUUUUAACCUAGAUAGAUAAAUUAAAUUAAAUGUUAACUAUGUACCUAUGAUUUUUUAUUUGUGUGAUAAAAAUUAUCACAAUUAAUGAAAUGACAAAAACAAUAGUAAUCUAGUGCACUAGAUCUGUCAAGAAACACGUAUCAAUGUGAUCUUGUCUAUCUAUAUUGCCGUGAUCUAGAGAUUGUCUACAAAGAUAUAUACUAUAUCUGGAUUCUAUGCGCCAUAAAUACAAUAAAUUAUGAUCUUAGGAUUUUCAAACAAUAAUUUAGGUUUAACAAAACAAUUUUUAACACUAAAAUCUAUAAAAUUUUAAAAUUUAGACCAAUUUAGUGAAGAGUAACAUUUGUAUAUCCAAAUUUUAAUAACCUCCUCUAGUUUAAAUUUUAAAAAUUUAUAAUUUAUUAACAAUAUUUAUUUGAAAAUGGAGAGGGGUUACUACUUAAAGUAAAAUUUUGAUGUCUAAAGUGCACACAACAAGGUUAGAAUUUUGAAAGAAUUGUUCAUAAAAAUGAAAAAAAAAUAUAUACAAUUUUCUAAAAAUCUUGAUAGAAUUAAUAGGUCAUAGGUCACAAAAAUAAAAUCACCCUAUAUAGCUGGUAUCUACAUUAACAUACACUUAAUAUAACCAGACAUAUUGAGUGUCUGCACAUUUUUUUUUGUUAGACAAGUAGUCACUCAAAUUAUAGUAGGUACAGUAGGUACCUACCUGCAAUCAUCACGUUUCUAUUUAUUCAGUUGAAUAAAUUACAAACUUGUAUUUUUUUACAAUUUUUAAAGGUUAGGUUCUUUUAACUGUUAUAAGAUUUAGAGUGAAAGAUACAUUCUUUUAAAAGAAAAAAUAAUGAAUCAAUACAUUUUCUAUAUAAAUAAAAAAAAUACCCGUUGAAUACCAAUGUAUUUUAAUUUAUAAUUAUUACGUGUCUAUCAAUUAUAUAAAUAUACGCCAUACGGAUUAAGGAUUACAUAAGUAGGUAUUAAAGAUGUUAAUUUAAAUGUUUAACGUAAGAAAAACUUCGGAAUUAAAUGAAAUCAACGUCUGUAUCGAAAUCUUUAUUUCUAUAGACCGUACUCGUAUAAAACACGUUAAUGCCGUCAACCAAUACGGCACUAUAGUCACACCCACACACCACAUACGUGUCGUAAUGCGCAUGGAAAUUAAAUAUUAGAUAUAAUAUUAUACGAUCACAAUAUCUGACAGUCUGUCAAUACUAAUAGUAGAAGAUAUAAAUAGUUAUAAUAAAUAUUAACAAUAAAUGUAUAAACAAUGAAUUAAUAUUACAGCAUACCUUCAACAACACCACAAAUAAAAUUAUCAUUUUGCGAAACGCAGCAGUUGUCAGCCAUCUUGACGGAGAUAUGAUACACACAGAAUCUUCAAGUCUAGAUCUUCUCCGACAGAAGCUGCCUGAUGUGAUGGUUGUAGCGUAGAGUUGUUGUUGUCGCCUCCGUUGUGUCCUUAAAGUCGUAGUCCACUAGAUAGAAGACAAUAUUCCUCCAGUUAGUGUGUUCAAUAGAAGCAUCCGUACGUAACGCACAACUGUGUAUUUAUUUAUUUUUCUGAAAGUUUUUUAUUUAACUAUUGAGCUCAAAAAUUAGUCACACAGAAAGAUGACACACAUCAAUUUUCUUUUAACGCAAAAGUCAAUAAUCGUGAAUAGUGCAUACUACAUUAGUAAAGUUCGAUGAAAAAGCAAACAAAACGUCAAAUCGAGUACCACAACAAUAACGUUUGGUAUCGUCGUCAGAACAAUGAAAAUGGACAAAUGUACCCCCACGCAAGUCGCCGGUUAGUUGGCACCUCUGUGGUAGUUAAUCGGGAACACCAACCUAUCAGUUUUAGAGGCCACACUGAGCAUAUCGAUUAUCAGUAAGAUACUAUUGGUUCUAAAUAUUAUCAGCGAUACAAGUUAUAUAGACAAUAAUAUAGUUUCCCGGGUUUUCGCGUCUCACCAAUAAAGAUUAAAUCCAAAUUCGUAGAACGUACUCAUAUAGGUCUCAAUUUAGUAUCCGAAUUUAAAACCUUACUAUCUUAAAAUAUUGUAAUUAGUGAGUAGUAAAAACUUUAUUUUAUGAGUAUAGAUACGCUAUUAUUUACUGUAAUUUAAAAACUGCAAGUAUGGCGAUAUAUUUUAUUAUUAAUGUUAUCUAGGCUAUGUAAUAUAAAGCUAUUUACCUAAACUAAUAAUUUUAAGUAGUUUUCUCUGUAAUUUACAUUAUAUACCAUGGCUAAUGACAUAAACGAGAUCAAAGAUAAAUUUAGAGAUUUUUAUUUAUACAGCAAAUUUGAAGAAGAUUUAAAUGAUGAUUUGAAAACCGCAAAUUCGAAAAGAAAAUGCCUGUACCAAGCUUAUUCUUUGGCAAACUCUUUGUAAAUUCAUAUUUAUGUAUUAUUCACAUAAUUUACAAUAAUGUAUAUUAUAAGAUUAAACACCACUAUAUUAUUUUACAGAAAUGAAACUGAUUGGAUUUGGAGUCAUAUGAAAUCUGAACUAAAAUCUUACUCAAACCUUAUUGAUAACCCAAAAUGUGUCAAUAAUUUUAUGUCAGAUAUUCAUAAUUUAACUUCAGGGAUUAAUA